CCCCGUCCUCCACAGUCCAAACCCUCCCUUUCUCUCUCCUCUCUCUUUCUCUCUAUCUCUCUCUCUCUCCAGCCAUGGCUGACACUGCAACUGCCGAACCAGUAGCCUUUCCAAAGAAGCCGAAGAACAGCCGGAAGGCCCUGAAAGAGAAGAACGCCCCCGUCGACACCGACCUGCCGCCGACCUCGGCGUGCCCAAUCCCUCCACCGAUGUUGACGGAUGAUCCGACGAAGGAGAACCACGAGAGCCUGUCGCAGCCAAAGAAGGGAAAAUCGGGCGCCGCCGCGUCGAAGAAACAACAGCAGGCGAAGCAAUCUACGGCGGCAUCGGCGUCGUCGUUCGAGAAGGAGUUGCUGGAGAUGCAGGAGAUGCUUCAGCAGCUGAAGAUCGAGAAGGAGAAGACGGAGGAGCUUCUGAAGGAGAAGGACGAGAUGCUGAAGAUGAAGGAGGAAGAGCUCGAGACCCGAGGGAAAAAGCAGGAGAAACUCCAGGUUGAGUUGAAGAAAUUGCAGAAGCUGAAGGAGUUCAAACCCACCAUGACAUUCCCAAUUUUCCAAUCAAUGCAAGACAAGGAACAAGACAAGAAAGAGAAGAAGAAGAAACCGGAGAAGAAAAGGCCAUCUCCAUCAUACAUCUUAUGGUGCAAAGACCAAUGGAAUGAGAUAAAGAAGGAGAAUCCCGAGGCAGAGUUCAAGGAAAUUUCAAACAUUCUGGGGGCUAAGUGGAAGAAUAUUACUGCUGAAGAAAAGAAGCCUUAUGAGGAGAGGUACCAAGCUGAGAAAGAAGCUUACUUGCAGGUAAUCGCGAAAGAGAAGCGCGAGACCGAAGCGAUGAAGCUCUUUGAAGAUGAGCACAAGCAAAAGACAGCCAUGGAGUUGCUUGAACAAUACCUUCAAUUCAAACAGGAAGCUGAAAAGGAGAACAAGAAGACCAAGAAGGAAAAGGAUCCUCUGAAACCCAAACAACCCAUGUCGGCGUUUUUCCUGUUUACUAACGAGAGGCGAGCAACUCUACUGGCGGAGAACAAGAGUGUUACCGAAGUGGCAAAGAUCACCGGUGAAGAAUGGAAGAACAUGAGCGAGAAAAAUAGAGCGCCUUAUGAGAAGAAAGCGCAGAAGAACAAGGAGAAGUAUUUGCAAGAGAUGGAAAUCUACAAACAGAAAAAGGAAGAGGAAGUUGCCAGUCUCAGGAAGGAAGAGGCAGAGCAGAUGAAACUUCAGAAGCAAGAAGCCUUGCAACUGCUCAAGAAGAAGGAGAAAACUGACAAUAUAAUCAAGAAAACAAAGGAGAAUCGGCAGAAGAAGAAGAAGAAGGAGGUUGACCCCAACAAGCCUAAGAAGCCAGCUUCCUCGUACCUUUUGUUCAGCAAAGAAGCAAGGAAGAAUUUAUUGGAAGAGCAACCGGGCAUUGAUAACAAGACCCUCAAUUUAAAGAUUUCACUUCAAUGGAAGGAAUUGAGUGAAGAAGGAAGGAAAAUGUGGAAUGACAAGGCUGCUGAAGCCAUGGAGAUGUACAAGAAGGAACUUGAGGCAUACAACAAGACUACUGCUGCUUCUAUCUCCACUGAAGAAUGAAAUCAUGAUGUUCAAGUGCUUCUUGAACAUGUAAUAUUCCCAGUGUUUCCUUUGGGCUAGACAAGUAUUUUCUUUUCUUUAUGUCAACGUUGCCUUGAGCAGAUUUGGAAUUUAACGGCUUCAUGUCUGUGAAAUGUUUUUAUUUGAUUUGAUCGCUCACUCAAAAAAAACUGCCAUUUUCCGGACAUGAAAAAAAAAAAGAUUUUGACAUUGUUGUUACAAUGUGUUAUUAAAAUUGAGUAAUUUAAAAA
Morus notabilis is the source of this 1825-nucleotide messenger RNA. RefSeq names its product high mobility group B protein 6. The coding region runs from base 75 to 1574 and encodes 499 amino acids. Gene Ontology annotation, molecular function: DNA binding. The record is from RefSeq and is a predicted model, not a curated record. NCBI's taxonomy places the organism in Eukaryota, Viridiplantae, Streptophyta, Magnoliopsida, Rosales, Moraceae. The transcript is spliced from 7 exons.